Myotis davidii is the source of this 718-nucleotide messenger RNA. Its product is annotated as protoporphyrinogen oxidase-like. NCBI's taxonomy places the organism in Eukaryota, Metazoa, Chordata, Mammalia, Chiroptera, Vespertilionidae. The annotation marks the transcript as partial. The record is from RefSeq and is a predicted model, not a curated record. Gene Ontology annotation, cellular component: mitochondrial inner membrane. Gene Ontology annotation, molecular function: protoporphyrinogen oxidase activity, oxygen as acceptor. Gene Ontology annotation, biological process: heme biosynthetic process. The transcript is spliced from 6 exons.
AAAUGUGCUCCUACUCAGGUGUCUCUGGGAGGCAGCUGCCUGGAGGCCGACCAUGUGAUUAGUGCUCUUCCAGCUUCAGUGCUCAGCAAGCUGCUCCCCGCCGAGGCUGCACCUCUGGCGCGCAUCCUGGGCACCAUCCAUGCUGUGUCUGUGGCCGUGGUGAACCUGCAGUACCGAGGAGCCCAGCUGCCGGUCCAGGGAUUUGGACAUCUGGUGCCAUCCUCAGAAGACCCAGGCGUCCUGGGAAUCGUGUACGACUCAGUUGCUUUUCCCGAGCAGGAUGGGAGCCCCCCUGGCCUCAGAGUGACUGUGAUGCUCGGAGGUUCCUGGUUACAGGGGCUGGAAGCCAGGGGCUGGGCCUCCUCUCGGGAGCUGCUCCAGCGGCAGGCACAGGAAGCAGCUGCCACGCAGUUAGGACUGAAGGAGCCUCCGAGUCACUGCUUGGUUCACCUGCACAAGCACUGCAUCCCCCAGUACACACUAGGCCACUGGAGAAAACUGGAGUCAGCUGCCCACUUCCUGGCUGCUCGCAGGCUGCCCCUGACCCUGGCUGGAGCCUCCUAUGAGGGAGUUGCUGUCAAUGACUGUAUAGAGAGUGGGCGCCAGGCAGCAGCCCGGGCCCUGGGCUUAGAACUUGACAGAUGACCCCCACACCCCAUCUUGCUGCCCCUGCUGGCUGGGACUCUCACCAUGAAAAUAAAAGUUGUGGGAGAUUGGC